AUGGCGAGUGGCGGUGACGCGCAGGGCCGGCGACCAAUGGCGAGCGGCGAUGACGCACAGGGCCGACGGCCAAUGCUAUGCGCCGGGCUCCCGCCGCUGCUGCGCGCGUGGCGCGUGCCGCCCGCGCCGCCGGUGUCAGGCCCAGGGCUCGGCCCGCACCCCGCGUCCGGCCCACUGCUGCCGCCGCGCUUCUACCCACGAUACGUGCUGCCUCUCGCCUUCGGCAAGUACUUCGCGUCGGUGUCGGCGCACGUCAGCAUCUGGAAGGUGCCGGUGUCCUACGCGCACACGGUCAAGGCCACCAUGCCUAUCUGGGUGGUCCUUCUGUCUCGGAUCAUCAUGAAGGAGAAACAGAGCACUAAGGUGUACCUGUCACUCAUCCCCAUCAUCAGCGGUGUCCUGCUAGCCACUGUCACUGAACUGUCCUUUGACGUGUGGGGGCUGGUCAGCGCCCUGGCAGCCACACUGUGCUUCUCCCUUCAGAAUAUCUUCUCUAAAAAGGUGCUGAGGGACUGGAGGAUCCACCACCUACGGCUGCUCAAUAUCCUGGGCUGCCACGCCGUGUUCUUCAUGAUCCCCACAUGGGUUCUGGUGGACCUGUCCACUUUCCUGGUCAGCAGCGACCUGGCCUAUGUAUCCCAGUGGCCCUGGACGCUACUGCUGCUGACUGUCAGCGGCUUCUGCAACUUCGCACAGAAUGUCAUCGCCUUCAGUAUCCUUAACCUCAUCAGCCCACUUAGCUACUCAGUUGCCAACGCCACCAAGAGGAUCAUGGUCAUUACUGUCUCCCUCAUCAUGCUGCGCAACCCAGUCACCAGCACCAAUGUGCUGGGCAUGAUGACGGCUAUCCUAGGAGUCUUCCUGUACAACAAGACCAAGUACGAUGCAAACCAGCAGGCCCGUCGGCACCUCCUCCCUGUCUCCACAGCAGACCUGAGUGGCAGGAGCCCACUGGAGAAGCCACACAAUGGCGCACUGUUCCCCCAGCACAGCGACUUUCAGUAUGGCCGCAGCGUGCUGCUCACAGACCACUUCCAGUAUGGCCGCCAGGGCCAUGGGAACUCCUACACCCUCAACCGCCAUGACGUGUAGACUUGGCCCUCCAUGGGCUGUAAAGCUUGACCACAGGGUGGGCAGCCACAGGCUCUGGGCAAAAGGAGCAAAGUGAGACCCCGCUUUGCAGGAGCAGAGGCUGACGUGGCACCGCAGGUGACUUUAGGACUCUGCAGAAGUGCCCUCACUGUGGCCACAGCCGGGGAAGCCAGCAGCAGGAAGGCGGGGCCAUGGUUUGGACAUUCAAGGACUGACACGAUGCCAUGGGGCACGGGGCAAGGAGCCUGAGAUAGCAACUCAAGAUACAGCUGCAGCAGAGGUGGCCCCGGGGCCCUCUGCCAUCAGUGGCAGCUUGGCAUUGGACUGGCCUGUUCUGCACUCUGUACAGGAUUCCACACAGACCUAGCGGGCUUGCCAGUACAGAGGAAGGGACUGGCCAUGUCCCUGGCCCAGGUGGCACUUGACCAAAGGGGUUGGUGGCCAGCAGAGUCACUUAUGUCGUCACUUCUAAGUGUGAACCCUGAAGUGGGAGGCCUCUACUCUCUCACUCUUCUUCACAGGAGAUCUCUAGGCCCCUGUGAGCUCUCACACCUGCAUCCCUGUCACACAACCUGGCAGACUGACUGAUGGAUCAGAAACCAUCUCUGAGCAUCUUGAAACAUGGGAGUCCUGCUGCGGCUUGUCCCUCAGCUUGGCGACAGCAGGGUUGGCCAUGGUGCCAAGAGGUAGAAUCCAGUCUUUGAACAGUGUUUUGUGUUGGUGACAGGACAAAAUGUGUAUGUCAGGAUCUGAACUGUAUCUUAGGAAAGGGGACAAGGAGGGGUGAAGAGCUGGAUCUUGGUGUCUUUAGUCAAGAGUCAGCUUAGGGGCUGGGGCUGGGGUUCAGUUGAUGGAGUAUUCGCCUAGCAUGCACAAAGUCCUGGUCCCCAUCCCUAGCACCGCCUAAAACUGGAUGUGGUGGGGCAUGCCUGUCAUCCUCAGCCACACAGUGAGUUCAAGGCUAGCCUGGGCUAUAAGAAACCCUAUCUCAAAAAAAUAAACAUCAGUUUAGGGACAUAGCACACACUCAGAAGUGGAGGCAGGAGGAUGGCCAUGUUUUUUAGUCCAACCUGAGCUACAUAGUGAGACUUUCAAAAACAAAAAGUGUCUGGACCCACACCUGUGAUUCCAGCUACUUAGGAAGCUGAGGCGAGAGGAUCUCUUGAGCCUAUGACUUUGAGCCCAGCCUGGAGAUGUAACACAGGGAGACCCUAUCAUAAACAUGAAAGAAAUUCAGUGCCCAUGCAUGCAAAGCAGGCAUGUGACAGUACCCCAGGAUAGUGCUCUCACAAGAGGAACCCCAAACUUAGCUUGUGAAGACGGGGUUUGUCUGUUUUGUCUUGAGACAGGGUCUCACUAUAUAAAUCAGGCUGACCUUAAACUCCUAGCAGACCCAGAGAUCUUCCUGUUACUUCUUCCUCAGUACUGGGAUCAAAGACUACCACCAUGCCAGACUGGCAUUAUCCCUUUUGUUUUUUUGAGACCUCUCAGUCAGUAACCCAGGCUGGCCUUUGGCUUGUGGCAGUCUUCCUGCCUCCAUCUCCCCAGGCUGUAGUGACAGGUGUGUGUCACCCCACCCCAGCCUUGACUCCUGGUUUUGUUGGGGUCUGCUUUUGAUGAAUUGAAGACUGAUGUUUAAAGUUUUGAUUUAUUAUCUUAGUUUCCUGCUUGCCUGAAUUUCAGCAACUCUGGCCUCAGACAGUCCCAUCUGUGUCUCAGGUUUGCUUGUUUAUAGAUGUGGGGAAUAGGAAGCAGUGUCCUGCUGGGCACUUCUGUGGGGGCCAAGGGUCAGCUCUGGGUGCUCACAACUUGAGUAGCCACACUGCAGAUGCACUGAUGGGAGAUCUAGAUGAUGUGGCUGUGGGCCUCUCACUGAACUCUACAAUGAAUUAUGCCUUUGAGGUUCCCAUGAUGAUGCUGUAAUUUGUAUAUUAGUGUUUUUCCUUUUCCAGUGCAGUGUCUGCCAGGAAGGGGAAAGGCCCAUCUUGCUUUUCUUACAGUUUAUAAAUUAAUAAAUGGAGCCAGAUAUGGUGACCAGGCACAUGGGGUCCAUUUAAUCCCAGGACUCAGAAAGCAGAGGCAGGUAGAUCUCUCUGAGAGCAAGUGUGAAUGCUGGAAGGGUUAGACAAUCUCAGUAGACCAGAUUCUCAGAUCACAAAGCAAAAACAGGACUCUUGCUUGGAGCUCAGUUGAUAGAGUGCUUGUCUGGCAUGCACGAAGCCCUGGGUUCUAUCCCUAGUACCCCAUAAACUGUGUGAGGUGGUGCAUAACUGUUAUCCCAGUGCUCUGGAGACCAAGACAGGAGGAUCAGGAGUUUUAAGAGUCAUGCAUAGCUACAUAGUGAAUUUGAGGCAGCCUGGGCUACAUGAGACCCUGUCUCAAAAAUGAACAAAACAAAACAGACUUAGAGGACCUAGUGGUUCAGUUAACCUUGGCCUGUUCUAGGUGCGUGUGGGUCCUGUAGCUCUCUUCAGCUCUGGCUCCGUCGUGUGCUUCUGCUGGGUACCUGUUUAGAGGGUAUCGGUUGCUCUAUACAAUGAAGUGGCCUGGCCAAAACACGGCCUCUGACACAACUUAAUUUUGCAGAGGUAGAAACUGAGGCCCAAGAGCAAUGUCUGUUCACUCUUAGAACACGUGGAGUGGGACUUUUGAAUUUUUCAUUUGAAACAGGAUCUGGUUAACAGCCCAGGCUAGCCUCAGAAUUGAGGCCCUCCUGCCUCAGCCUCCUGAGUGCUGAGAUGACAAGUACAGGGAGUCACACCCAGCUUCAGCCGGGAUGAUGCACCUUAUUUUAAACCAUUUCUUAGAGAGGGAAAACUUCCUGGACAAAGGAGAUAGCCAUGUGUGUGGAGGAGUGCUUCAGUCUUCCGUUCCCCUAUGUUGGAGGGAUAUGGGGCAGCUCAUCACGAUCAAACCCCAAACCCAGAAUAGUUAGGAUCCAAAAGUGUUGAAUCACACACGGAGCUAAAAACUGUUAGCAUUCUUUCUCUCCCACUGUCAUCUGGUUCUGAGGACUCAGUGCCAUAGACUGUUUGUGGGAAUAACUAUGUUCAUGGUCAGCAAUCACCAAAAAUAAACCAUGGCCUCCAGAAA
Nannospalax galili (Upper Galilee mountains blind mole rat) is the source of this 4185-nucleotide messenger RNA. It is a transcript of the gene Slc35e1, whose product is annotated as solute carrier family 35 member E1. The record is from RefSeq and is a predicted model, not a curated record. Gene Ontology annotation, cellular component: Golgi apparatus. The coding region runs from base 1 to 1092 and encodes 363 amino acids. NCBI's taxonomy places the organism in Eukaryota, Metazoa, Chordata, Mammalia, Rodentia, Spalacidae. The transcript is spliced from 7 exons. Gene Ontology annotation, molecular function: antiporter activity.